AUGCCCCUCAACUACGCGAGGCCAGCAACCGCGGGAGAAUGGGCUGGGGGUGCCGCCGCCGCCGCUUGUGGAGCUUAUCACGAGGACGCCGAAAGCCUCGAUUCACUUCUUUUCCAUAUAUCAACACUAUGGGCUGCGACCUGUAACUUUGCUGAGAGCAACAGGCUUGGUGAAGGAGGUUUUGGUGCAGUUUAUAAGGUCUGGCAGCACUGGACUACGGACACCGUUGAGGAGAUAUUAGAUUCAGCUCUGAGAGGUGAUGCUCCUGGACGCCAGAUACUGAAGUGUGUCCACAUUGGGCUGCUGUGUGUUCAGAGUAACCCAGAUGAUAGUCCGAUGAUGUCAACGGUAAAUGUCAUGCUUAGCAGCAGCAAUGUGUCUCUUAGUGCUCCAUUGAAGCCAGUAUUUUUCAUCCCCCAAAGCGGAGUCUACUCAGCCAUAGAUUCAGAAACACAUCCCACUGCUUCCCAGUCCAUUGGUAGAUCAGGGGCGUUGUCAGGAAACGAAGUGUAA
Messenger RNA from Miscanthus lutarioriparius, 513 nucleotides. NCBI's taxonomy places the organism in Eukaryota, Viridiplantae, Streptophyta, Magnoliopsida, Poales, Poaceae. The record is from the annotation of a GenBank genome assembly.